CCUUCCGCUGGCGCAUGCGCGACACGUGGCCCUUCUCUCGCUCUCUUCCCCCGAGCAGCAGCUGUUGAGUGUGGCCACCCCCCAACAUCCCUGAAUAUGUAUGCCUGUGCAAAGUUCGUCUCUGCUCCCACCCUCGUGAAGAACUGUUCCCGGCUGUUCUGCAGGCCCAUCUCUGCCUCAGUGCUGAACAGGCCUGAGGCCAGGAUGGAUGAGCCCCGCUGCAUCUCAGCUGCUCAGAAUGAACUGUUGCCAGUCUUGCGCCGGGCGUUCCAAACUAGCACGGUUUCCAGGGACAUUGACACUGCCGCCAAGUUUAUUGGUGCUGGUGCUGCCACUGUAGGUGUAGCCGGCUCCGGCGCGGGCAUCGGGACCGUAUUCGGUAGUCUCAUCAUUGGCUAUGCCAGAAACCCCUCCCUGAAGCAACAGCUCUUUUCUUACGCCAUCCUGGGUUUUGCACUCUCCGAGGCCAUGGGACUGUUCUGCUUGAUGGUGGCAUUCCUCAUUCUCUUUGCUAUGUGAAAGAACCAGAUGUGCCGCCUGUCAUGUGUUCCCCUCUCUUCCCCCUGUGUUUAGUCCAGUGUGUACGCCGACCUGAUUGUUCUGUGGCAGAUAGGGGAAGCCCGUCUGUUAACCAAAUCCGUCCGGUUCGGAGGGGGCAAGUGAAUAAAUACUGUAUUGGUAUA
This is a messenger RNA of Elgaria multicarinata webbii, 683 nucleotides long. RefSeq names its product ATP synthase membrane subunit c locus 2 (gene ATP5MC2). The transcript is spliced from 5 exons. Gene Ontology annotation, biological process: proton motive force-driven ATP synthesis; proton transmembrane transport. Bases 97 to 519 code for a protein of 140 amino acids. NCBI's taxonomy places the organism in Eukaryota, Metazoa, Chordata, Lepidosauria, Squamata, Anguidae. Gene Ontology annotation, molecular function: proton transmembrane transporter activity. The record is from RefSeq and is a predicted model, not a curated record.